Molecule: messenger RNA, 762 nt
Organism: Ostreococcus lucimarinus CCE9901
Lineage: Eukaryota; Viridiplantae; Chlorophyta; Mamiellophyceae; Mamiellales; Bathycoccaceae
Exons: 1
Coding region: 1-762 (253 amino acids)
Biological process (GO): spliceosomal complex assembly
Cellular component (GO): U2-type prespliceosome; U2 snRNP; nucleus
Molecular function (GO): nucleic acid binding; zinc ion binding
Source: RefSeq, a predicted model, not a curated record
AUGUCGUUCAUGGACGCGCGCGAGCACGGGUCGAAGAUCGGCGGCGGGGGCGUGGCGUCGGCGAGCCAGGGCGCGGUGGAUCGGCGCGAGCGCCUGCGACGGUUGGCGCUGGAGACGAUCGAUCUGGCGAAAGAUCCGUACUUCAUGCGGAAUCAUCUCGGGUCGUACGAGUGCAAGCUGUGCCUGACGAUGCACGCGAACGAGGGGAAUUACCUGGCGCACACGCAGGGGAAGCGACACCAACAAAAUUUGGCGAAACGCGCGGCGAGGGACGCGAAGGACGCGGACGCGAGCUUCGGGAAGUCGAAAACGGCGACGAUACAGCCGAGGAAGACGAUGAAGAUCGGACGACCCGGGUACAGGGUGACGAAACAGUACGAUAGAAGGACGCGACAGCGGAGCCUGUUGUUUCAGGUGGACUACCCCGAACGCGAGCUCGGAACCAAGCCGAGGUAUCGGUUCAUGUCGGCGUACGAACAGAAAGUCGAGGCGUGGGAUAAGCGGUAUCAGUACGUGCUGUUCGCGUGCGAACCGUACGAGACGAUUGGGUUCAAAAUUCCAAACGUGGACGUGGACAAGGCGGGACGGGAUAAAUUUUUCACGCACUGGGACGAGGACGUCAAGACGUACACGUGUCAGUUGACGUUUCGUCGCGUCGACGGCGACGGCGCGCCCCGCGGCGGUGGAAUGCCGCGCGGUGGCAUACCGCCGCCGCCGAUGGUGGGCGGAUUACCGCCGCCGCCGCCGCCGCCGGUUCGCUGA